This is a messenger RNA of Psylliodes chrysocephalus, 1041 nucleotides long. The record is from the annotation of a GenBank genome assembly. NCBI's taxonomy places the organism in Eukaryota, Metazoa, Arthropoda, Insecta, Coleoptera, Chrysomelidae.
AUUUGUUGUUCUUUCAACAAAAUCCCUGUUAAAUGGAGUUAAUCACACUCCAGAAAAUAUUGCGGAGAUUAAAAAAAAAAAAAUGGGGAAUGAUGCAUUAGUGACAAAGUAGUCUGUAUUGUUACCAACAAUGCCCCUAACAUGAUCAAGACCUGCGAACUUUUACAAAAAAGGCACUUACCUUGUUUUGCUCACACCAUUAACUUGAUAGUUCAGGACAACCUACAAUAAAUAGAAAACACAGUCAAAAAAGUUAAGAGCAUAGUAACAUUUUUUAUUAGGUGACAUAGAAAAAGUUCUCACCUAUUUUAAAGAUGCAACUAAAAAAAUUUCAGGUAUUUUAAAAAUAUAUAUACAUAAAUUUAGAUUGUAAUUGUAAGUUGUAUGCUAAUUAUGUCUCUGUCCUUUGGUAUUUAUAAUUAUCUUUACACACUACAAAACAAAUUGGCAACAGAAGAGGGAAAAAUCUUUCGUCUAAACUUAAUGCAGUCUGUCAAACAAAGAUUGUUUCCUUAUAAAACACGUCUUAUUUUAAAAAUUAGCACAAUUUUAGAUCCACGUUUUAAAACAGAAGGCUUCAGAAAUGUAGAAAAUACAGACUCGGCUUUAAAAUUACUUGACAAUGAAAUAUCCUUUUUUAUAAACAAAAAUAAGGAACAAAAAGAAGUAGAAAUUGAUAAAGAAAUUAAAAUUGGUACAGAUGUAACCAGUGAAAGCACAUCACUAUUUUCUUUUAUUUAACAAAGAAUUAAGGAAAAGAGUAACACUACUUUGGCAGAUGUAAUAAUUACCAAACGGCAGUAUUUUGAGAGGACAAACACAGAACAAAGCACUGAUCCCCUGCAGUUUUUGAAGCUUAUGGGUAAUGAGUUUAACAUUUUGGACAAAUGUGCCUUAAAAUAUUUAUGUGUCCCAGGAACCAUCGUUGAAAGUGAAAGGACAUUUAGUUCGACUGGUCUAAUCGUUACCCAAAAAAAUGUGAAUAAAAUUACAUUUUUACAUAAAAACCUAAACCUGUACUCCCCUUGCCUAUAAAAUAAU